CAGUUUAUAUGAAGCCUCAAAUGCAGGGGCGCGGUGCUAUAUUGCUUUGCAGUGUCAUGCUAAGUACUGUAGCACACAGUUGGUUAAUCCAGUCUAUCUGCUUAGAUAAUUAAGAGCUAAUGUCCAUGGGGAGAGGAGGGGUGAUACAGCACCUCCCUCCAUUAAUUUUCCCCCUAGGCCUCCCACUCUGCAUUCAGUUGUAUUUGUUUAAUCUUUGCACACCCUGUGUGUGUGUGUUUGUGUUCUCUCUCCUCAUACACCCAACGCCCGGAUCUACUUUUGCUGGUUUCUUUGGUGGAGUCUUAUGGUGCGUUGUUAUCCACAUCAAAUACUGCAGUGCUUCUCAGAACACCUUCAAGGACUAUGUCAUGUCAGGAAUCCAGAACCAAGCACACUGAUCCUUCAACUGCUCUGUGACUGCCCACUCCCAUAAACUUCAUACAUAUCUUCAAGUGAGUUUGAGACUCCCUCAGAAGGUGGAGGAAGCAGCUCGUGGCCUUCGCCCGCCCCAUCGCGCCAUGAAGCUGCAGGCGGUGAUGGAGACGCUUCAGCGCCAGCAGCGGGCACGGUUGCAACAGGAGAUGGAAGCCCGACAGCUUCAGCAGGAUUCAGUGGGUGCACGUACACCCCCUGGUAAUGGAACAGAUGAGUCUGAACCAGAGGCCUUGAAAAUCCAGCGGGCACAAGCAGCAGCUCUGGCAGCCAUGAGGGCAGUUGCUGCUGGACUCAGCCAACAACCAAGCCCAGUUGCCUCUGAGGAAGAAGACGAUGAUGGGGAAAGCAUGGCUUCAGAAAAUGAGAGAGAGAGGGAUGGAGAAAGUGAUCCUUACGAUGACAUGAGAUCUGAGGAGGAGGAAUUGAAGCAAAGGUGGGAUGAGGAUGAUUUUGAAGAGGAAGAAGGGGAGGAAGAUGAUUAUGAGGAUAUGGAAGAUGGGGGUGUAGGGGUUGGUGAGGGAGACCGAACAGGCAAAGACUUGGCACUGCCUUCGAAGCACCAUGCUCAGCAAGGAUUUCAAAGCCAGCGCCCAGCUGUGGGAGCAGAACGUUUAGGACUCCCACAAACUGCACAUCCUCAAAUGCAGGAUCAUGGUGACUGGACAUACGAGGAGCAGUUUAAGCAGCUUUAUGAAUUGGACGGGGACCCCAAAAGGAAGGAAUUUUUGGAUGACUUAUUCAGUUUUAUGCAAAAGCGAGGAACCCCAGUGAAUAGAAUCCCAAUUAUGGCAAAACAGGUCUUGGACCUGUACAUGUUGUACGUUCUAGUGACUGAGAAGGGAGGCUUGGUGGAAGUUAUCAAUAAGAAGCUAUGGCGUGAGAUCACCAAAGGAUUAAACCUGCCAACCUCAAUUACCAGUGCAGCCUUCACUCUGAGAACACAGUACAUGAAGUAUUUGUAUCCCUAUGAAUGUGAGAAGCGUGGCCUUAGUAAUCCUAAUGAGUUGCAGGCUGCUAUUGACAGUAACCGCCGAGAAGGUCGCAGACAGAGUUUUGGUGGCUCCUUGUUUGCUUACUCACCCAGUGGAGCUCCAAAUAUGCUUUCAUCUCCAAAGAUGCAGGUGUCUGCCAUGGCACUUAGUGGAGCUGCAACAAAUGGGAGCUCUUUCACUCAAAAGAUAAAAAAAGAGGAAGACUCCCCAAUGUCUCUAGCCGGACCACCACGACUACCCGUUGGCUUAGCUGGACACUCCGUGGUUGCAGCACAGGUGGCUGCACAGGCUGCAGCACUAGAGCAACUCAGAGAGAAGCUGGAAUCUGGGGAACCCCCCGAGAAGAAAAUGGCUUUGGGAACAGAAGAUCAGCAGCGACUAAUGCAGCGAGCCUUCCAGCACAACCUUCUGGCAAUGACUGCUCAACUUCCUAUGAAUAUCCGCAUCACCCAAGCUGAGGGAAGACAAGAUUCUGCUGUGAAUCUCACUACCAAUGGCACUAACAGUAUUAGCAUGUCCGUAGAGCUUAAUGGUAUUGUGUAUACAGGAGUGCUCUUCGCUCAACCCUCUACCUCAACAUCUGCAGUGAGUAAAGGGAGCACCAACCGGACUGCGGCCUUGGGAGGAGCUGGCAAUUCAUCACAAGCUUUGCCCUCUGCACAUCCAGCUCCCACUUCAAACAGCUCCUCACCUUGACACAGAGCUGCCAUAUUCACACACAGCUGAAGCCAAAAAUUGAUGGAAUUGUUCUGUGUUUCACUCAGGUUUAUUACUCCUCAUCUUUGGGAGUUCCCGGAACACAGUGUUGGGGCUUGAGGGGGCCAGGCUGAGCCAGUACAGGGUCUGGAAAAAUGAUCCUAUACCCUUCAUGAAAACCCAUAUACCUCACUUAUUGCACUGUAAAUAUAUCUGUAUAAUAUAUUUUAUAAUAUAUUCAGUACCUCCAAAUACCAAACAAAAUGCCAACCUCCUCUACCCCACUCUGCGCUCCGGAAAAACCCACCCCCGCAUAUUUUUUUUUUGUGUGUGUGUGUUUUAGUAUCUAUGUAGAAAAAGGAGGAAAAAAGUACCAGUUGAACUUUAAGAGGGGUCGUUUUAUUGUGUAAAUGCCUCUUAUUCUUAAAGGACAAUGGAGGGAAAAAAAGGCAAACUUAGAAAAAAGAAGAAAAAAAAUCUAUAUAUAUAUAAAUAUCUGAGAAUAUUGCUGUAUCCCUUGGGCUGGACUUUUACGGGGCACAGCAUAUCAUAAAGGUGGGAUGUUGCCUGUGUUACCCCGUUGGGUGUGUGGGUCUAAUAAUCAACACCCCCACAAAUCCUGGAAUGUAAUUCAUGGGAGCCGGCAAUGUAGAAUACUGAAUGUUUUGUUUUAUUCCUGUGGUUGUUUGGUGUUCCAACAGCAUCAGAACCUCUCUAGCCUCCACCAUUCCGAUGAACCUCAUAUAUAUUUAAACAUUAUACGGGUUUAAUCUGUUACCUAAAACAAUUGGGUCUUUUAUUGGAGCCAGUCAUAUACUAUGUUGAUUUUUCACAUAUUCAAUUUGGUAGGAUAUUCACGAUCCAUAGGAUAUAUAUAUUUUAUUUUUUUUCGUUUAUCCCUCUGCUGCUAUGCUGAUGAUGGUCUGUAAAUUGCUCUAGAAGUUAUACUAUUGUUCAGUGGUCACAGAUCUGGCCAUGAAGGCAUUUCAUUCUGCAGUUAGUUAUGUUUGCAUCAGAAUGGUAGAUGUAUAAUCUUAUAGAACUCUGCAGGGUUUAGUCCUCUGUCUUCUUCUGCUGCCUGGUCUGGACACCUGGGGUAUAGAGGCUUCUCUAAGUAGGAUCCCACAGCUGACUGUGCAAGCUGAAGGCAUGUUAGGCACUUGGCCAUUGCAGGUUACAGUUUGUUUCAAACCAUCUCUGACUGGUUUACUUCCUGGAGCCUUUUUAACAUGAACAUGUAUCAAAUCAGUUCUCCCUUUCCUCUUCCUAAGCACCCUGACAACCUUUACACAAAUGGGCAGCAAAAUGCCAAAAAUGUGAAUAAAUCUAAUAAGAAGUCAGAGAGGCCUUAUUUAGGGGUUUAACCCCAUGGUGAAUGAUCAGAAAAGUCUUGACAGCAAUCACAUCACCUAUAGUUGUAUAUUAAGGGGUGAAUGCUGGGCAGGUGAUUCAGUAAGACUCAGGGUUUGAUUUUCCUGUUUCUCCCCCCAGUCUUCUCUCAACUUCUCGCUGCUUUUCACAAAACUGGGAUUUGGGGUAGAUAGAAAUAAUAAAAAAAAAAUAUUCUCUAUAAUAUAUAUAAAUAUAUAUAGUGUGUGUAUAUUCAUAAUUUUGCUCUGUGUGAAUUAGGGCGGGGCUGGAUUUUAACUCAGGGGAAUAAUGUUUUUUCUGGCUCUGUCUCUCUCAUAUAGAGGGAAAGGGUUUGUAUUGACUGCUUUGCUUAAUGAUUUUUCCUUUUGCCAUUAUUUGUGCAUUUUAAUGCUUUUUAGGAGAGUGUAUUGUAAAGACUGCCGAAAUGUUCAGUUCUAUUGCAUAACAGCUAUGAAAUGUUUGAAGAGAGAGAGUCAAACUGGUUAGGGCUUAUGUAAUAGAGAGUUCAGUCACAUUUAAGGUAUGUGCAAAGGUAGCAUAUCUCGAUUGAACCAAAUGUUUUUAAAAUUGUAUGUACUUUUUUUCGGCUGUGGGGAGUAGUUUUUCUUGACAACUUACUGAGCCCUGCUUUGUAGCAGAAAAUCACAGUGCUCUGUACAGUGGAAAAUAUUUUCAUUCAGUCGCAGCAUUUGCUAUUUCAAUGGUUUAGUUCUGUAAGUAUGGAAUAUACUUGUAUUUGAAUGCUUAUUUCAAAUGUUUUUCAUACAGUUUCAAUUCAAUUUUACCCUUAUUUUCUUAAA
This is a messenger RNA of Pelobates fuscus (common spadefoot toad), 4294 nucleotides long. RefSeq names its product AT-rich interaction domain 3A (gene ARID3A). Gene Ontology annotation, biological process: regulation of transcription by RNA polymerase II. The record is from RefSeq and is a predicted model, not a curated record. The transcript has 9 exons. The coding region runs from base 519 to 2123 and encodes 534 amino acids. NCBI's taxonomy places the organism in Eukaryota, Metazoa, Chordata, Amphibia, Anura, Pelobatidae. Gene Ontology annotation, molecular function: DNA binding. Gene Ontology annotation, cellular component: nucleus.